AAACGAAGCUUAAACCCUUUCUUCUCUCUUAUCCCCGAGAAGCAUGCCUCUUGCUUUCUUUUCGCUGUCGCCAUUUCCGGCGCCCUCGCUUCUCUCCUUCCCGACAAAGUUCAAACCCAGCGCAUUUACUCUCCUCAAGCCGUCGUCGUUUCUCUCCACCGCCGUCUCCGCCAUUGGCCCCGAUGGAAAAUACUACCCAACUCCAUCUGACGAUGACCCCCCCGAAGCUCCGGAAGACUCAAUGCACGGCGUCAACAAGUUCGAGCAAGUCCGGCGCCAGGCGGCGCGUGCGCGCAAGCGCCAGGAAGAGGAAUACAAAAAGGACCAAUCCACUUUCCUCAAAGCACUAGAGGAAACCGAGGAUCCUCCUUUUCUGAGCAACGACGACUCCGGCGACGACCUAUUUGGGGAAAUCGACAAAGCAAUCGCUUUAAAACGACAGGAGUUCAUCAAGCAGGGGUUAAUCAAGCCAAGCUCGAACAAAAAGCCUGAAUCCGAUGCGGAAACCAUCGAUGAAUUGGAGCCCGAGGAAGCGGUCGAUUUGGAGGAAAUCAACGAGCUCCACGGCCUGACUGAGAUUUCUGAAGACGAUGACGGAGAAGCCUCCGAAUUCGAGGUUAGCAACGACCAAUUUUCGAGUUCAUUCGACAUUGAUUUUGAUGAAUUUGGAAAAACUAAGGCUAGAGUUGUUGAUCCUAAGUUUAGAAUGAGCUUAGCUGAGCUGUUAGACGAAAGCAAAGUUGUCCCUGUAUCUGUAUUUGGAGACUUAGAGGUAGGAAUCAGUGGAGUUUCUCAUGAUUCUCGAGUAGUCGAAAAUGGCGAUUUAUUCAUAUGCUGUGUCGGGGCUGAUACCGACGGCCAUUUGUAUGUUUCUGAGGCUGAUAAGAGAGGUGCUGUGGCAAUUGUAGCGAGCAAGGAGAUCGAUAUCGAGGACACAUUGGGGUGUAAGGCAUUGGUUGUAGUCGAGGAUACGAAUACAGUUCUUGCUGCAAUAGCGUCUUCUUUCUUUAGGCAUCCUUCUAGAAGUAUGUCUGUGAUCGGCGUCACGGGGACAAAUGGGAAGACGACUACAUCGUAUCUAGUUAAAGGCAUGUACGAGGCGAUGGGGCUGAGGACGGGAAUGUUGAGUGCCGUGGCAUCGUAUGUUCACGGCGAUAACGAGUUGGAAGUGAGUAAGGGAACUCCGGAUGCAGUUUCGAUUCAAAAGCUGAUGGCGAAGAUGGUGCAUAACGGGACGGAAGCAAUGGUGAUGGAAUCUUGUACUCGAGGGAUGUCGUGCGAUGAGAUCGACUUUGAUAUUGCCGUGUUCACAAACUUGACAAGGGGGGAUGAUUUGGAUUUUCACGGGACUGAGGAGGAGUAUAAGGAUGCAAAGGCUAAGCUUUUUUCGAGAAUGGUGGACCCUGCGCGCCACCGUAAGAUUGUGAACAUUGAUGAUCCGAAUGCUGCAUUCUUUGUAGCACAGGGUAACCCCGGCGUGCCUGUUGUGACAUAUGCGAUGGAGAAUAAGAACGCCGAUGUUUAUGCUCUGAAAUUUGAAUUAUCCCUGUUUGAGACUCAGGUGUUGGUCAAUACGCCGCAAGGGAUAUUGGAAAUUUCUUCGGGGUUACUCGGGAGGCAUAAUAUAUACAACAUUCUUGCAGCUGUUGCUGUCGGGAUUGCAGUUGGUGCGCCUUUGGAGGACAUUGUUCGAGGGAUUGAAGAGGUUGAUUCGGUGCCGGGUAGAUGUGAGCUGAUCGAUGAGGAGCAGGCUUUUGGAGUUGUUGUCGAUUACGCACAUACGCCAAAUGCUUUGUCUAGACUCCUUGAUCACAUGAAGGAGCUUGCACCGAGGAGGGUUAUCACUGUGGUUGGUUGUGAUGGUGAACGCGACCGAGGGAAGAGACCGGUAAUGGCAAAGAUUGCCACGGAUAAAAGUGAUGUCACUAUCUUGACUUCAGACAAUCCAAGAAGUGAAGAUCCUUUGGAUAUCUUGGAUGAUAUGCUGGCUGGUGUCGGGUGGUCGAUGCAAGAAUACUUGAAAUACGGAGAGAAUGAUUACUAUCCACCACUGCGUAACGGUCAUCGACUGUUUUUACAUGAUAUUAGACGGGUUGCUGUACGGUGUGCUGUGGCAAUGGGCGAGGAAGGCGAUGUUGUUGUAGUCACCGGGAAAGGCCAUGAAACGUAUCAAAUAGAAGGGGAGAAGACAGAAUUCUUCGAUGAUCGGGAGGAAUGCCGAGAAGCACUUCAGUAUGUCGAUGAACUUCACCAAGCUGGAAUCGACACAAGCGAAUUCCCAUGGCGGUUACCCGAGAGCCAUUAAUCCACGACUUGCCGGAUAGACAAUUGUAGAUAUUAGAUGAUCGUAGAAACACGGAAUCGAUGCAUUAUGCCAUUCUAGUGUAACUUCACUUCAGCUCAUCUGCGAAACAUCGGAGCUUCCGAACUGGAAUCUAUCGAUUUAAGGUGCGCCCCGACUCUAUGAAUUUGAUGUUUAGAAGAAUUUGGUAUUGAAAUUUUGAAAUCACGGUGAAUGAUCGCGUGCUUAUGCGUUGAAUAUGCAUCGAUUUGUGCCGUAAUUUGGGUGAUUGGCAACCACAUUUUGUUGGUAAUCCGAAUGAGUUACGGGUUCAGCUGUGGUGUUGUCGAUGUGAUGUGUGAAAUUUUAUCAUCAUUCGAUGAAAUUCUUGUUUAGGCGAACCAUUGUGGGGAUUGACGUGUGCUUAGAGCGCAUUCGACGAGUACCAACCAAAUAUAUUCUUGUAAAAAGAAAAGGAGGGGUAAAUGGAUCAUUAUUAUAUAUAUAUAUAUAUUAGAUUUGUUUCUAA
Molecule: messenger RNA, 2810 nt
Organism: Andrographis paniculata
Lineage: Eukaryota; Viridiplantae; Streptophyta; Magnoliopsida; Lamiales; Acanthaceae
Product: UDP-N-acetylmuramoyl-L-alanyl-D-glutamate--2,6-diaminopimelate ligase MurE homolog, chloroplastic
Exons: 5
Coding region: 44-2305 (753 amino acids)
Biological process (GO): cell division; biosynthetic process; regulation of cell shape
Cellular component (GO): cytoplasm
Molecular function (GO): ATP binding; acid-amino acid ligase activity
Source: RefSeq, a predicted model, not a curated record